AAUGCAGUGACUUAUGAGGACGUGCAUGUGAACUUCACUCAAGAGGAGUGGGCUCUGCUGGAUCCUUCUCAGAAGAAGCUCUACAAAGAUGUCAUGUUGGAAACCUACAGGAACCUCAAUGCUAUAGGCUUUAGUUGGGAAGCCCAAAAUAUUGAAGAACAUUGUCAAAGUUUUGGAAGACACAGAAGGUGUGAAAGGAGUCAGCGUGCAGAGAAACCCUCUGAAUAUACUCAACCUGAUAAAGGGUUUGCUUUACGUGCUCACAGUCAUGCCCAAAGGCAUGAAAGGAUUCAUACAGAAAAGAUCCCCUCUGAAGUUAUUCACUGUGUCGAAGACUUUUUACCUUACACAAGUCACCAAGUACAUAAAAGAACACAAACUAGACAGACACCCUAUGAAUGUAAUCAAUGUGGUAAAGGAUUUGCAAUGCCCAGUUAUCUUAAAAGGAAUGAAAGAUUUCAUACUAGAGAGAAACCCUACAAGUGUAAUCAGUGUGAUAAAUCCUUUUCAAAGCAUAAUCAUCUUCAAAGUCAUAGAAGAACACAUACUGGAGAGAAACCCUACAAAUGUAAUCAAUGUUAUAAAGCCUUUUCUGAGAAAUGUAAUCUCCAAGAACAUAUAAGGAUACAUACUGGAGAGAAACCCUACAAAUGUAAUCAGUCUGAUAAAGCCUUUUCUCAAUACAAUAUACUUCAAAGUCAUAGAAGAACACAUACUGGAGAGAAACCUUACAAAUGUAAUCAAUGUGAUAAAGCCUUUUUUCAAUACAGUACUCAUCAAAGUCAUAGAAGAACACAUACUGGAGAGAAACCCUUCAAAUGUAAUCAAUGUGAUAAAGCCUUUUCCCAAUGCUGUUAUAUCUACGUUCAUACAAGAACACAUACCGGAAAGAAACCCUACAAAUGUAAUCAAUGUGAUAAGGCCUUUUCCCAAUACAGUCAUCUCCACAUUCAUAGAAGAACACAUACUGGAGAGAAACCAUUAAAAUGUAAUGAAUGUGAUAAAACAUUUUCAAACCACAGUACUCUUCAAAAUCAUAGAAGAACACAUACUGGAGAGAAACCCUUCAAAUGUAAUCAAUGUGAUAAAGGUUUUUCACAACACAGUACUCUUCAAAAUCAUAGAAGAACACAUACCGGAGAGAAACCCUUCAAAUGUAAUCAAUGUGAUAAAGCUUUUUCACGACACAGUAUUCUUCAAACUCAUAGAAGAACACAUACCGGAGAGAAACCCUACAAAUGUAAUCAAUGUGAUAAAGCCUUUUCCCAAUACAGUUAUCUCCACAUUCAUAGAAGAACACAUACUGGAGAGAAACCCUUCAAAUGUAAUCAAUGUGAUAAAGCCUUUUCUGUGAAAUGUAAUCUCCAAAAGCAUAUAAGGAUACAUACUGGAGAGAAACCCUACAAAUGUAAUCAAUGUGAUAAAGCUUUUUCUGAGAAAUAUAGUCUCCAAAACCAUAUAAGGAUACAUACUGGAGAGAAACCCUACAAAUGUAAUCAGUGUGAUAAAGCCUUUUCUGAGAAAUCUAGUCUCCAAAGACAUAUAAGGAUACAUACUGGAGAAAAACCCUACAAAUGUAAUCAAUGUGAAAAAGCCUUUUCCCAAUCCAGUAAUCUCCACAUUCAUAUAACAACACAUACUGGAGAGAAACCCUACAAAUGUAAUCAAUGUGAUAAAGCCUUUUCAAAACACAGUACUCUUCAAACUCAUAGAAGAACACAUACCUGAGAGAAACCCUUCAAAUGUAAUGAAUGUGAUAAAGCUUUUUCCCAAUAUAGUAAUCUCCACAUUCAUAAAAUAGCACAUACUGGAGAAAAACCCUACAAAUAUAAUCAAUGUGAUAAAGGCUUUUCCCAAUACUGUCAUCUUCAAAUUCACAGAAAAACACAUACCUAAGAGAAUCCCUUCAAAUUUAAUGAAUGUGAUGAAGGCUUUUCCCACCAUUAUAAUAUACAAAUUCAUGAGAGAAGACAUACUAGAGAGAAACCUUACAAGUGUAUUCAGUGUGUGUAAAUCUUUUCAAAGCAUUUUCAUCUUCAAAAGAAUAAAGAAUCCACACUGGA
This is a messenger RNA of Mus caroli (Ryukyu mouse), 2063 nucleotides long. The record is from RefSeq and is a predicted model, not a curated record. Lineage: Eukaryota; Metazoa; Chordata; Mammalia; Rodentia; Muridae.